Hyaloscypha bicolor E is the source of this 1386-nucleotide messenger RNA. Its product is annotated as aquaporin. Gene Ontology annotation, molecular function: water channel activity; glycerol channel activity. The transcript has 8 exons. Gene Ontology annotation, cellular component: plasma membrane. Lineage: Eukaryota; Fungi; Ascomycota; Leotiomycetes; Helotiales; Hyaloscyphaceae. Gene Ontology annotation, biological process: water transport; glycerol transmembrane transport. Bases 100 to 1146 code for a protein of 348 amino acids. The record is from RefSeq and is a predicted model, not a curated record.
GAUUCUGGGACGUCGAUCCCAGAUCUGUUGCCUUUGUCUGUACCUUACGUCGUCCUUGGUGUAACUUCACCUUUUCUCUUUUUAUUUUUACUUCACAAUAUGUCUGAAGAAAAGAUAAUAAAACCCGGACCCUCGAGUCCAGCCAUUUCUCACGAUGAGCACGCAAAACACCUCAAUGCCGAAGGAAGCUCCUCCGACUCGGAACGCAAACCGUACGAGGAGCACGGUCCAGGAAUUGACCACCACAUUCCACAGGAUGAAGUCGUACAAGCCGAGCCAGAGCUCUGGUGGAGCAGAACUCGCCACGUUCUCCGCGAGCCUCUCGCGGAAUUCUUUGGUGUCUUCAUACUGAUUCUGUUCGGUGAUGGUGUCGUCGCUCAGGUGGUUCUCAGUGGCGGAGAGAAGGGAUCAUAUCAAUCGAUUUCAUGGGGUUGGGGUCUUGGUGUUAUGCUGGGUGUCUAUACCGCAGGAGUCAGCGGAGCUCAUCUGAACCCCGCGGUCACGUUUGCAAACUGUGUGUACCGCAAGUUUCCGUGGAAGAAAUGGCCUGGAUAUGCAGUUGCCCAAGUCCUUGGCGCAAUGUGCGCCGCAGCCGUCGUCUACGGAAACUACAAAUCCGCAAUCGACGUUUACGAAGGCGGGCCCGGCAUCCGAACCGUCCCCGGCUUCUCCAACCACAGCACUGCCGGAAUCUUCUGCACCUACCCCGCCUCCUUCAUGACACGCACCGGGCAAUUCUUCUCCGAGUUCAUCGCAUCAACCAUACUAAUGUUCCUUAUCUAUGCGUUGCAGGAUAAUGGGAAUCUGGGCGCAGCGAAUUUAACACCCUUGAUGUUAUUUUUUGUUAUUUUUGGGAUUGGCGCUUGUUUUGGGUGGGAGACGGGGUAUGCUAUCAAUUUGGCUAGGGACUUCGGUCCGAGGUUGGUAUCAUACAUGCUCGGCUACGGCCACGAAGUGUGGAGCGCGGGUAACUACUAUUUUUGGAUUCCGAUGGUGGCACCGUUCUGCGGGUGCACGUUUGGCGGGUGGCUUUAUGAUAUGUUCAUCUUCACAGGCGAGAGUCCGAUUAAUACGCCUUGGAUGGGGUGGAAGCGGAUAUUGAGGCCAGGGAGUGGGAAGAGCAAGAAGAUUGAGAGCCAUGUUUGACAGGCUGAUGAUAAAAGAGUGCGAGAACAGUGACAGUUCAAGAGUAGAUGGCAGGGUAGCAUCCUGGUGGAGUGGCGUUGGCUUGUGUGGUUGCCUUGGGAGCUGAAAAUACGAGAGUGGCGUGGAUGAUCCAUGAUUGAUGCUUGACAAAAAAACGGUGGUUACGGCGUUAUAGUCGGGUUCUCACUAGAAGAAAAUACCCGUUCCAAAUUUUCAAAUAGGUAGCUUACUGAUAUCGUC